Molecule: messenger RNA, 5442 nt
Organism: Solea senegalensis (Senegalese sole)
Lineage: Eukaryota; Metazoa; Chordata; Actinopteri; Pleuronectiformes; Soleidae
Exons: 16
Coding region: 2449-4755 (768 amino acids)
Biological process (GO): proteolysis; regulation of transcription by RNA polymerase II
Molecular function (GO): RNA polymerase II cis-regulatory region sequence-specific DNA binding; DNA-binding transcription factor activity; cysteine-type peptidase activity
Source: RefSeq, a predicted model, not a curated record
GUAUACAUAUACAUAUACAUAUAUACAUAUAAAUAUACUGUAUAUAUAGGCCUAUUGCGUUGACCGGCCCCGCUAGACUCCGGCUCACUCGGAAAUAUCCUGGUACUCUCGAUGUCCAGUCUACCACUGGACUGAUAUGAUCUGCCUGCAGACCAAUGAUUGACACAGGAGGAUGACAGGCAGACCUUACAAUCAACAGCAGACCUGUUAGGUUAAGUUACCAUAACCUAACACAAUAACUUUGUCUUUUCUUCACUUUAGUGUCUUUGUCUUCUCUGCAUUUGGAAAGGUAAGUGAGGACCAUCGUAAAGUAGGCUCACUUUAAAUUUAUAAAUGUUUUCAUUUUCUGAUAAAUAAUAAAUGAUGUGUGUGUGAAUCCUUCUUUAUAUCGUUUCUGGAUGUGAAGAUUUUCAUAGUGUGAUUUAUGCGCUGAUAAAACAUUUUUUGGAUACGACAAUCAGUUCGCCUAGCAUUUUUGUUUUUUCAGCACUACGGUGCUACACAGCUCCUAUUAAGACAGGUGCUGAGCCAGUGGCUCAUUGCAGAGGUGACGUGAACCUUUAGUGGGCCCUUUCAGCCUUUGGUUAUUUCAGCACCAUGGUCAACACCAUGGAUUUGUUAAUGGUCAGCUGCCUACUGUCAUCUCACCACAGUGCCACUUGGCUAUUUCAGCACCAUGGUCAAUGCCAAUGAUCAAGUCACACAAAAUCGAUUCAGACAUGGCAACACACAAGUGACACUGGGCUGUCUCCCUCGGCCGUUGUUACAAACCUGCAGUGCGCCAGAGCCUCACACACUCUGACUGGCAGCUGAGGCAAGACACUUACAGGACCAGUAGUCCAGGCCGACUGACCAAGCCUGUAGAGCUGUCUGAAGUCCUUAAGAACGUCUCUUUACUGGACAACACCAGUAGGCCUAUAAUGCAUCUAAAAAUGUUCUAGCUCAUCAUAUGAUGUGUUGAAAUAACAUAUUCUCUUCUUGUUUCCAGUCCAGAAAAAUUGCAAAAAGCGUUGAGGAAAUUGUUCCUGUUAUAGACAGACUUCAUGCCUCAGCAAUAUCUGUUGGUCAUGAGGCAGAAAUUGAUCAGGAUACAUUCUGGGGUGAAGUCUGCAAAGACAUUGGAAUUUCUAAUGUCAAGACUAACAGGACAUGGCUCAAGAACGGGUAUCUCAGACACAAAAAGAAAAAUGUGGUGGCUGCCAAUAGUACAGCCCAGUCUGUGGUGUCACCUGACACUGAUGCGAGUGAAGACACUCCUGGCCCUACGCCCUCUCAUGAUGGCAUGACCCCAAGUCCUGCACAGAUCGGAUCAGUCUCUUCGGAUGAAGAAUAUACAUCUGAUGACGAAAUUGCCACCCCCGCCUUGUUUUUUCUUUAUUGACCGCAAAGAUUGGACAAACCUUCGGAAGACACAACAUCAAAACAAUGAACUGGACAUCAGUAAUGGCAAACGGUAUUAAAAGCAUACAUCCACUUUGCAGUUUUGGAUUCCAAGGACACAGAGUCAAAUCCAUCAGCUCUAGAAGAAGUGGUCCAGUCUUUGUGUGUUCGGGCUACUGCCUCUUCGAUGACUGCCCGGUAGAGGUGGAUGUCAUAGUCCAAGAGGAGUCAUCCCUGAAAGCCAUUGUGAAGUUCCGUGGUAGUUUCGUGUGCCACCGAUGGGACCAGCUGAAAAAACGGCCAGUGCGAGGCAAGGAAAGGGAUGCCCUGUCUCAAACCCUUUCAACAAAAAUGCCCAGGAGUGUCUUCCUUGAGAGCCUUGCAAGGCUUGAUGACACUGUCAUGGCAUCAGGUUGCAGGGACCAGGUCCCUGCUACGGGUGUGAUGAAAACUGUGUCGUGGAGCCAAAAGGUUAAAAGAAGGCGGCAUAAAAAUGAUAUAAUCAGCCUGCAGAGGAUGCUGAAAGAAGAAGAGGAAGAUCCUAAUGAAAGGAUAAUCCAGAAAGUCGGCCUUCACCCCAAAAGUGUAAUGCUGUUUAGUCUCAAAACACUCAAUGUCUUCUUUGACAGAUGCAAAGAAGACAUUGAGUCUUCUUUGCAUCUGCUUUUGGGCCAUGUUGUCUGUAAUCAGACAACAUGGCCCAAAAGCCAAAACCAGGCCGGUUAUGUUCAUUUGUGACGGCUCAGUGGUCCUCCUACAGUCACUUUCAUCGAAUUUCUGUGGAGUGAGUCUGCUGGAACUCCUCUGCAGGUAUUUCUUGAUCGUGACUGGACAAGCAAAGGAUGAUGCCAUCGGUCUUCCCAUCCUCCACAGAUGCCUAAGUAAACUGAUUUUGUAAUUUUCCUUUGUAGUGCCUCCAAACAUUACAAGUUGGCAAUGCAUGUGUUUGGACUGAUGACCCAAGCAUCAACAUUGAGGGAACUGGAUGAACUUGUCAUCAGUACCAACGUGGUCUUCUCCAGUUCCCACAGUGGAGAAAAAGUAGAAAAGCAUUUUUGAAAUCUCCAAAUGCAGCUCACCAAAGGAGGACCAUGUCCUGAGGACUAUACAGACAGCAACCUGGACUUUGAGAAUGACAUAGGACCGACACGAUUUCUACAACAUUUUGAAGAGGUGAUUAAGAGGGAAGACCUUGACCAGGAAGGUGAUGAAAACAACUACUAUUGUCCGACUUUCAUCCCAACCUUGAUGCGGUACUUUCUUCCUCAGGCUGCCCUGUGGAGUAAAUUACUCCUCGGUGAUACUUAUAAAGUCACUCUCAAGGCCCUACUGAGGGAGUAUGCCGACUCCAAAAGGAGAAAGAAGAAGACACAUCGGGUGGACGUGGAACGGUGGAAGAAUAGAAGACAAAAAAAAAGAGGGGUGUAUGUGUCGAAACUGUCCAAGCCUUUUGUCUUCAAACAACAGAAGAAUAAGGUCACACAACUGUGGAGAAAAAGUGACACCGAAGUGGUCGUUUCUGUGGUGCCCUCUCAAAUUAUCGGGCACAACUUUGUAAUUCACCACAGUGAGUUUAGAACACUAAAGCCUCACCAGUGGCUUGUAGGCGAGGUCAUUGAAAGCCUCCUUCACCACACUGCCACUAAACUGAAUUUGGGAAGCACCAUUUACAUUCUAAGCCACUAUGUGGCUGGGGUGAUCCUCUUUGGCAAGAGAGAGGAUGUAAGGCGACACAGUUUGUCUAAGAUUGACUUUGACAAAUAUAAGGCCAUUGUGUCAUUUGUUAACAUCAGUGAUACUCACUGGAAGUUUCUGUACAUCAAUGCUGCAGAGACUUCUGUCUAUCUGGUCGAUCCCGCACGCAGCACAACUGAGCAGGCGGACUCAGACGAUGCAGCAAAUAGAUUGCGCGAGUACUUCAAAAUGAGGAGGACGUGUCAUGGAAAAAGUGACUGGGUAAAUGUCAAGUGGACAGGCGAUGUUCUGCAACACCCAUUCCAGAGAGAUGGGUCCAGCUGUGGAGUAAUUGUCGUCAAGAUGGCAAAGGCAGUCAUGGAGGCUUUUCCCAACAGAGCGAGUAUGACAUUUGGGACAGCUCCAGGCAGGAUGGCAGAGGAAAGGAAGAAGUUGGCAGUUAAAAUUCUGCAAGCCUCAGACACCAGCUGUGCCAUGUGCGCAGCAGUAAAACCGCCACUUCCAGGGCCUGCCUUCACAAACUGGAUUCAGUGUGACACCUGUUGCCGGUGGUUCCAUGUGGAGUGCCUUGCCAUGGACUCUGCCACACUUGAGCAGGCAAAAGAAUGUGUUUUAUCGUCAGGAGCCGGUGUGAAAACUGCAAAUCCUUCAAGCCUGAAACAUCACACUUGGUUUUCUGCAUCAGACGCCUCGACAGACGUGAACUCUGCCACCAAAGAGGAUCUGACGUCGUCGUCUGCUGCUGCUGCUGAUGAUGAUGAUGAGGCACAUGACCAGGAUGUGGUUGUGAUAAAGGAGGAGGCAGUGAAGGAGGAGGUGAACGAUGAGGAGCUGCUCCUUAAGGAGGACGGGAUGGAGGCGCCGCUGUCGGAGGACAACAGCGAGGAGGGGCCAUCCGGGAUGACAAGAUCCGCCUCAGAUCUGAGGUUGUGGGAUCAGGGCGGUAACAGACCUUCAGACCGCGUCAGUGCAUUGGAGUCUCCAGGUCCUGCGGAGGUCACGGAGGGCGACUCGUCAGACGUUGUGUUUGAUUUAGCAUCGGAGUCGGACUGUGAAGCUCCGCCCACUGCUCUGGUGAGGAAGCAGUUCUUUCUCAGGUCUGGAGGAGAAAGUCCAGUCUCUGGUCCUGGGACCUCGGAGCUGAAGGUCGGCGGCGCCGUUCAUUACGACACAGAGCUGGACCUCUGCUCCUCAUGGUCGAGUCAGAACCUGGCGAGCGCGAUGCCCAUGACUCAUCAUCCGUUCCUUAAACCGGACCACCGCCCGACGCUGCUGGACAAAAUGUCCGACUUGAACGCCACAGGUUUCCCGUUGGCACUGGGCCUCGGCGGCUCCAGGUUGGACCCUCUGGACCUGAACAGGUACUGCAGGGACCGACGCUUUGCCUGCAGCUACUGCGGGAAAUGCUUCACGUCGUCGCGGAGCCUGGAGACGCACGUGCGCGUUCACACGGGUGAGCGGCCGUACAGUUGCGCCCAGUGUGGGAAACGCUUCACGCAGUCGGGUCACUUGAAGACGCACCAGAGCGUCCACACCGGGGAGCGGCCGUUCGCCUGUGAGCACUGCGGGAAAAGAUUUGCCGGGAAACAGAACCUGAGGAUCCAUCAACAGAAAAAUCAUCGGGGUCAACAGGAAGUCACUAAUGCUGCUGCUGCUGCUCACCCCAGUGUAAUCUGCUGACAUGUGGUUCUGUUAGAGACCCGGACACUGGACCAGAACCUCGCUACUGUUAAUCUGACUGAUUUCUUUCUUUUUUUUCCACAAAGGAAACGUCUUUUUGUGAAGUGUGAUUGUUUGAGGCCUGACACAGAGACUGUGCUGUGAGCGCCCCCUGCUGCUGAGAACCAUACAAACACAGAGACUGACUUAAUAAUCAAUGAUGUCUUCAGAACAUGCCCACGUCUUUAUCUCACUGUGAGACAGACUUCUAUAAACCACUCACUCUCCCUGCACCAAACCUCAGAGAGAAAACCAGUGGUUUUAGCUGCUGCCUCGUGUGGUCACUUUGUGUCACUGAGGUCAAUCUGAACAAAGGCCUAAUUUUCCAAAGUAAGACAUUAGAACUUAGUGAUGAAGGCAACAGUGGAUCAACAACUCCUGUGUGUGUUUGUGUGUGUGAUGUUAAAAUCACUGAUUUUCUCUAUGAGGUUUGGUGUGAGAGAGUGAGUGUUUACAAACUUCUGUGUGUGUGUUAGAAAACUUCUAGUUUUCUAACUCGUCUGACAGAGAAACUGUGACACAAACAUGAACUCACGUUAAGACUAAUAUUGUAUGUUUUCAUCUGUAUGAGAAUUAUAAACAUUUUUAAUAAUAAUGAUUUUCCAAGGGUCUCAUAAUAUGCAAAUAAAUUUUAAUUUGUAAAAACAA